AUGCUGUCCCCCAAAAUAUAUCAGUUUCUCGUGGGUGUGUUUGCCUCUAUGGGAUCCGUGCUGUUUGGUUAUGAUCUAGGAGUUAUUGCAGAAGUCAUUGCUUCAGAGACUUUCGUAAGCUUUUUCAAUAAGCCGACACCAACACAGACGGGUAUUGUUGUGUCUUUCUUCACCGGAGGAGCAUUUUGUGGAGCUGGAUUGGCUGGCCCUUGUGGCGACAAACUAGGCAGGAGAUGGACCAUUGUGAUAGGAUGUAUCAUCUACCUUAUUGGUGGUGCUUUUCAAACUGGUGCAGCAAAUAUCAGCUAUUUAAUGGCCGGACGUUGGCUCGCAGGCCUCGGAGUCGGCUUCCUCGUCAUGAUCAUCCCUCUCUACCAGGCUGAGAUUGCCCAUCCAAGUAUUCGUGGCACAAUAACUGCACUCCAACAGUUCAUGCUCGGGAUUGGUGCUUUCGUCGCUGGUUGGGUUUCGUACGGCACUUAUGUUGGUAUCAAGGAUUCGACUGCCCAGUGGAGGGUGCCACUGGCAAUUCAACUUAUACCAGCGAUCGUUCUCGGAGCAUUGAUAUUUUUGUUCCCGGAAAGUCCUAGAUGGCUGAUGGAUAAUGGCAAACCGGAGGAAGGCCUCAAGACUCUGGCCCGUCUCCAUUCGAACGGCGAUGUGAACGAUCCAUGGGUUCAGGCUGAGUUCGAUCAAAUCCAAGCCAGCAUCACCCACGAGCACGAGAACGAAGCCAAGUCUUACCUAGAACUUUUCACUGACAGGUCAUGUUUCCGACGACUUUUGAUUGCUUGCGCACUACAAGCAUCCGUCCAGAUGACUGGUGUGUCAGCUAUUCAAUACUACAGUGUGAAGAUUUACGGUCAAAUUGGAAUCGACGGGGCCAACGCUCUCAAGUACCAAGCUAUCAAUAACAUUAUCGGCUUGCUUGGUGAGGGAGCCUGCGUUGUCUUUAUCGACAGAUUGGGAAGAAGACGGCCUUUGAUCAGUGGUAAUCUGUUCAACAUGGUUUGCUUCCUUGUCGCCUGCAUUUUGAUUGCACAGUUUCCACCCGGAGUCGCAAACAAUAAAGCCGCAUCUUGGGGUUUUAUCAUCUGUACUUGGGCAUACAACUUCUCCUUCUCUGCAACGUGCGGACCGUUAUCUUGGAUCAUUCCUGCCGAGAUCUUCGACACCAAAACCCGUUCCAAGGGUGUCUCUAUUGCCACGAUGGUCUCCUUUGCCUUCAACACGAUGAUCGGACAAAUUACCGAUGUCGCCAUGACGAAUCUCGGCUACAGAUACUAUUUCCUCUUCAUCAUUUGUAAUUUUACAAAUGCAUUGUUUUUCUAUCUCCUCUUACCGGAAACCAAGAACCUUCCACUCGAGGAGAUGAAUUACCUCUUCACAAAUGCGCCUUACUUGGUCGCUUUUACGGAUAAAAAGACGUACAACGCAGGUUACGCCGAUGAGUUGGAAAGAAGAGCCCUUGAGAUUCAAGAGAAGGGACAGGUUGUUGAACAUAUCAAUUAG
Messenger RNA from Glarea lozoyensis ATCC 20868, 1512 nucleotides. RefSeq names its product MFS general substrate transporter. The transcript is spliced from 6 exons. Gene Ontology annotation, biological process: transmembrane transport; carbohydrate transport. Gene Ontology annotation, cellular component: membrane. NCBI's taxonomy places the organism in Eukaryota, Fungi, Ascomycota, Leotiomycetes, Helotiales, Helotiaceae. The record is from RefSeq and is a predicted model, not a curated record. Gene Ontology annotation, molecular function: carbohydrate:proton symporter activity. Bases 1 to 1512 code for a protein of 503 amino acids.